Molecule: messenger RNA, 4818 nt
Organism: Trachymyrmex septentrionalis
Lineage: Eukaryota; Metazoa; Arthropoda; Insecta; Hymenoptera; Formicidae
Product: neural-cadherin-like
Exons: 11
Coding region: 1068-4544 (1158 amino acids)
Biological process (GO): homophilic cell-cell adhesion
Cellular component (GO): plasma membrane; cell-cell junction
Molecular function (GO): calcium ion binding
Source: RefSeq, a predicted model, not a curated record
CACAGCCGCGACAGCUCGAAGCGCGCGCGCCGCGUUCUCUCCCGAGUUGCGCCUCGCUUCGGAGUUGCGCGUGAGGGAAGCGGAGAAGCAGAGGUGCCCGGAGAGGAGAAGAAGCGUGGUGUGUGGUAUAAGCGGAAGAAGCGACGAUUGCACGCGCGCCGGGGUAUCCUGUCCUUUCCCGAGGGCGCCACCCAAGGGCGCAAAAGGGGUCGGCGCGACGUUGUCCCUGGUGUUAACUCGGAAGAGAGACUCGCCGAGUGUGCCCCGUCGAAUAGGGAGCAGUCGUGCGUAGAGCCGUCGUCGGUACUUUCAGGAGUAAUCGUGUUAAUCUCGUGCAUCUCGCGUCGAUCGUUAUUCGGGCCGCGCCGGUGGAUGCUUCGCGAAGGAGUGCGUCGCGACUCCUUGUGGGAACUUGCGGGUGAAAGUGCCCGCGGAGCGCAAGUGCGGGGGGAGAACUUCGCUGCCGUUGUCGCAGCUGGAUCCCCUCGACGGGACACGCCAUCGUCGCCGUGCAGUUUCCAGUGAAUGUCGACCAGUGACGCCGGUUCCCAGUAAGCGGUGAACUGGUGUAACCCGACGAGCGAGACGCAGAGCCCCGCUCGUGUACGUGGACACGCCGCUCGAAUUUCGCGGUUACUCCACAACGAUCCGUCCGGAUAUAUACCUGCUUGCUCUCGCCCGCCCGGUUAGAGCGAGCGCGGCUUGUUUUUCCCGUCGGGGUGGUUUCCGGGGUGGAGGUUGCACGUAUACGUGGGGAGUGUCGCAGGUGCGGAGGAACUCGCGGGGGAGGGAAGGCAUACACCGGGGUCAGGGGGGGGGGUGAGGGAAGGUGUGUGUGUCCUCGUACUCCUGCGCAACGCCGGAGCACCACCGGGGUCCUGGUCGGGAGGAGCCGACUUCACUUGGCACACACGGGGAACGCUGUAGCAUCUGGCUGACGCGGACAGCUUGACAUCGACACUGAUGCUCUAGUAAAGGUACCUGGCGUACUAAGAGAAAGAGAGAAAGAGUGAGAGAGAGAGAGAGAGAGAGGAUAGAGAGUGGGAGAGCAGUACAAACAGAGCAGGAUGUUGCGUGCACAAGUCAUCGUCUUCCUGGCAAUUACUUCCGUCAUCUAUGCCAAGGUAGCCGUGUUGCCGCACGAUGUCUACCCCGGUUACGAGGUGACGCAAUUCCGGCGCGACGCAAGUCGCGCUUCCAAUUUCCGUCUUCUGGAGACCGGUUUCUCCAAGUACUUCACUGUGCUGGGUAACGGCCUGGUGAUGACGACGUCAGACCUGACGCCGCUGGUGGAUCGCUCCGUGAACCUGAUCGUUCUGGAGGAACUGGCCAACGGCACGCAGACCCACGACCUUCACCUCUACGUCAUCAAUCGCCGAAACAUGCUGACCUUCUCGCAUGACCGUCUGGGUGAGGGUGAAGUACCGGAGAAUUCACCGGUAGGAACAAGGAUAGACGGCUUUCCAGUUCUGCGGGCACGCGGCAGUUUUCCGGUUCACUAUAAGAUCCUGCCGGAUAAUAAUGGGGAACGUCCCUUUGCUCUGCGAGAGACUGAAUCCAAUGAUACCGGCUUCAAUCUCACCCUGAAGAACCAGAUGCAGGGCGUCAGAGUGGUCACUGCGAAACCUCUAGAUCGCGAGAUUCACGGUAUCUAUACCGUCGUGAUACACGCGUCGGAUGGUAAUUUCCUCAGCACUUCGAAGAUCAGUGGUAUCGUUCACGUGCUAGAUCAGAACGACAACAGUCCUAUCUUCGAGCGCGAGCUGUACAUUUUCGAGAUCAGACCGACGAAUUUGGACACCUUGCGCAAAGGUAACGUGGCGCAACCCGGCUGGAAAAGGUUCUCCACCGUGGGCAAAGUCACGGCCAAGGACGCCGACGGAGACAAGGUCGCGUACAAGUUGAUCACAUCUAGUAGCCUACUGAUCGUCGUACCACAGACAGGCGAAUUGUUGCUGACCGGCGAACCGGAAGUCAAUCCGGAGCAGGAUAGCGAAUGCGAGUUAAUCGUUGAAGCGCACGACCUACACACGCCGAGCCGUAGCACUGAGAAACCGGCCAAGGUUAUCGUGAGGUUCCUCACUUCAGAACCAGACGAUCCACCGGAAGUGCAUCGUAUAGAGAAGAGAAGGGUCACUAGAGCAGUGCGACCGACAAAGAAAGUCGACUUCACAGAGGCUGACGGAAAUAUCGAGGGCAAGAUCGCGUUUUAUCUAGAGAAGGAAAACGAGAAGGAGACCUAUAAGAUAAGAGAUGAGAACAAGUGGGUCACCGUGGGCGCCAAUGGUUCUGUGAUGGUCAAACAAAAAUGGGACUACGAAGAGUUGGGCCCAGAGAAGACCAUUGACUUUUGGGUUACCAUUACGAACACAGGUACAGGAUUUCAAUAUACCGACAAUCAGCGCGUCAUCAUCAACAUGAAGGAUGUGAAUGACGAGCCUCCGUAUUUCAUUAAUCGGCCACUACCGAUGCAAACGGUCGUCCAGCUGAACGCACCGCCGAACACUCACGUGUUCACCCUUCAAGCCAGGGAUCCUGACACCGACCACAACAUCCAUUACUUCAUCGUACGAGAUCGAACUGGCGGUCGCUUUGAGGUCGACGAGAGAUCAGGAGUAGUACGUACUCGAGGUACCGACCUCUUCCAGCUGGAUAUGGAGUAUGUCCUUUACGUGAAAGCUGAGGAUCAGAACGGCCGUAUCGACGAGAGGCGUUUCCAGUCGACUCCUGAGGAGAGACUAUCGAUCGUCGGUGGAAAACGCGCACCGCAGUUCUAUAUGACGGCGUACGAGGCCGAGAUACCGGAAAACCAGAAGAAAGACUCCGAUAUAAUAUCGGUGAAAGCCAAGUCAUUCGCCGAUCGAGAGAUACGCUACACGCUGAAAGCACAAGGUCAAGGAGCCGCGGGUACAUUCAACAUCGGUCCGACUUCUGGAAUUGUAAAACUUGCGAAAGAACUAGAUUUUGAGGAUCUACGGCAGCCCCACAUUUACUCUCUGAUAGUGACGGCCACGGAGGACUCUGGCGGUUUCUCAACAUCAGUCGAGCUAACAAUUCGAGUAUCGGAUGUAAAUGAUAAUGCUCCUAAAUUUGAGUUGCCGGAUUAUCAAGCUCACAACGUCGAUGAGGAUAUUCCGUUGGGCACGAAUAUACUGAAAGUUAAAGCAACUGACGCCGAUUCAGGAGCAAACGCGGAAAUAGAAUAUUUAGUAUCCGACGAUCACUUCAGUGUGGAUUCAAAUGGUAUUAUUGUCAAUAAUAAACAGCUCGAUGCAGACAACAAUAAUGCCUAUUACGAAUUCAUCGUUACUGCUAAGGAUAAAGGCGAACCAUCAAAGACCGGCACGGCGACAGUGCGGAUAUACACAAAAAAUAAAAACGAUGAAGAGCCAAAGUUCUCCCAGCAGGUUUACACGCCUAACGUCGACGAGAACGCCGGACCGAACACUCUGGUCACCACCGUGGUAGCUUCUGACAAGGACGGCGAUAACGUGAGGUUCCGAUUUGUCGGCGGGAACACCACGUCGGGACAAUUCGUAAUUGAAGAGAUCACGGGUGUGAUCCGUCUUCACGGGAAAGAGAUCUCUUUGGAUCGGGACAAAUACGAGCUAAACGUCACUGCCUUGGACGACGGCGCGUGUUGUCCAAAUGGCGAUAAAACCAUUCACACUAGCACCGCGGUCGUCGUUGUCUUUAUAACUGACGUGAACGAUAAUAAACCGGUCUUCAAGGAUUGCGGGAUGUAUUAUCCGAAGGUGGAGGAAGGUGCGCCAAAUGGUAGCACAGUUAUCAAGGUACAGGCGACUGACGAAGAUAAGGGUGUCAACGGACAAGUCAAGUAUUCGAUCGUGCAACAACCUAAUCAGAAGGGCACAAAGUUUACCGUUGACGAAGAAACUGGCCAGGUUUUGACCAAUAAGGUGUUUGACCGCGAAGGCGACGAUGGAAAAUUUGUAUCCGUCACCGUUAAGGCGACGGAUCAGGGUGAACCCUCGUUGGAAGGUGUUUGCUCAUUUACCGUCGAAAUAACGGAUGUGAACGACAACCCGCCGUUGUUUGACCGACAGAGGUAUGUGGAAAACGUGAAGCAGGACGCGAGCAUUGGAACAAACAUAUUAAGAGUGUCGGCAUCCGACGAGGAUGCUGACAACAACGGUGCAAUCGUGUACUCGCUGAGCUCACCCAACAACGAGCAGAAUCUGGAAUACUUUGAGAUCCAACCAGAAUCUGGUUGGAUCGUAUUAAAGAAACCCCUAGACCGCGAGACGUACAAGCUGGAGGCGAUGGCCAAAGACAGGGGCUACCCACCCUUGUCGCGAACGGUGGAGGUUCAGAUUGACGUUGUGGACCGUGCGAAUAAUCCGCCCGUAUGGGACCACGUAGUGUAUGGCCCGAUCUACAUUAAAGAGAACAUGGCCGUCGGGGCUAAAGUUGUGUCUAUUAAAGCCAGGUCUGUCACACUGUCAAUGCUCCGUGCGGCUCUCUGCACGAACCCGCCCUGCACGCAAUCUCGUGGCAGUAUUGUUCUUGUGCACGUUAAUUGAUAUUGUGUACGAAUCCACAUUACACGCAUUCUCAAACACACAUUCAUACACACAACACACGUGUCAUGACACUCGCAGAGGCGGCGCGCGCCACUAACUCGCUCGCUCGCUCGCUCGCAAGCAUACGCAGUAUACACUUAUGUUCGCAUAUAGGGUUGACUCGUGGAAGACACGGAUCGGAAUCGAGUGUAUAGGGGACGUACGAUCGAGGAUCGUGGAGAAUAUUGGAGGAUCAGGACGAUCCUCGGCGCAGGACGUGGACGUUAAAGCGAUG